This is a messenger RNA of Sceloporus undulatus (fence lizard), 3088 nucleotides long. RefSeq names its product protein phosphatase 1 regulatory inhibitor subunit 14C (gene PPP1R14C). The transcript has 4 exons. Bases 15 to 527 code for a protein of 170 amino acids. The record is from RefSeq and is a predicted model, not a curated record. Gene Ontology annotation, molecular function: protein serine/threonine phosphatase inhibitor activity. NCBI's taxonomy places the organism in Eukaryota, Metazoa, Chordata, Lepidosauria, Squamata, Phrynosomatidae. Gene Ontology annotation, cellular component: cytoplasm. Gene Ontology annotation, biological process: regulation of phosphorylation.
CCAUCAUCAUCAUCAUGUCUCUGGUGGCCGGGGGCGGCGGCGUCGGCGUCGGGAGCGGGGCCGGCGGGGCUGCCACUAGCCCUGCUGGGGCCGGAGGGAGCGGGGCCCGGGUCUUCUUCCAGGCGUCCAGGGAGGAGGACUCCUCCGGGGCCCCGACGGCGGCGGCGGCCAUGGCCAUGCAGCCCCUCCAGCCCCAGCAGCCCCAGCCCCAGCCCCAGCCCCGGCGGCACCAGCAGGGCAAAGUGACGGUGAAAUACGACCGCAAGGAGCUGCGGAAGAGGCUGGUGCUGGAGGAGUGGAUCGUGGAGCAGCUGGGCAGCCUCUACGGGUGCCAGGAAGAAGAGAUGCCAGAUGUAGAAAUUGACAUUGAUGACCUUCUUGAUGCUGCUAAUGAAGAGGAGAGAGCCCUCAAAUUACAAGAAGCACUUGUAGACUGCUACAAACCCACAGAGGAUUUUAUCAAAGAACUGCUAACUCGGAUAAGAGGAAUGAGAAAACUGAGCCCUCCUCAAAAGAAGAGUAUAUAAUUGAAAAUAGUACCCUCUUCAGAGACGUGGCCAUGACUUCGGGACUUUUGAAUAGAACAACUUCUAGUUUGAUCUUUAUGAGCAAUUUAUUCUUACCUUUUUGGUUGAGUUCUGACAUUUUAAUGAAUUUGACCACUUCUGUUUUUAAAGCUUUUUUUUAAGUGUCAAUUUUUUUUAUCAUGGAUAUCAACAUUGUGGAUGCUGCUUUUACUACCUGAGGAUGAUCAAACUAGGUGGGAGACUUUACCUGUCCCAGGCAGUAACCUACCCAAUGAAUUCUCUGUGGGACUACUAGGGGAAGCUGUUUCUUUAAAACCAGUUGGAUCAUCAUCAUUGAGUUGUACACUAGACUCAUGGAUGUUAAUGUUAUUGUGCUUAUGUACAUAAAUUAUCGAGUGAGUGUUACUAUUAAUUCAUGUGAAUGGAAGGAAAAUGUGGUCUAGAUAACAAUUUAAUUGAAACUGUAGCAACACUGUUGGGGUGGGGAGAGAUGCAGUUUGUUGAAAGUGUAUGGUACCAUUGUUUAUAAAUGCAUUUAAAGUGCUGGGGUGGAUAUAUUCAUUCACAAAACAACGUAUGAACAAGCUGGGGGGAUUUUAAGGGCUUGUUUUUGUAGGGUUUGAACUUAUUUUAUUCAUAUCAUGCUUAGCCAGGUCAUCUCCUCUUCACCUCAUGCUCUGUUAGGAUUGUAUCCCAUUGCCUGAAGGGUCUGAUGCAACAGUGAGAGAAGGAUUAAUGCCAUUUAGGAGAACUGUGAAAGGAAGAAUAUCGCCUUGACCCAGUGCAAUUUCCUCCCCUCUUCUUACAACAAGGAUGUUAGAGUAUGGUCUGUAAAGGCAAUUUGCUCCUGUCCUUUUUGUUGUUGUGUUUAAAAUAAUUCAUUACUGUUACUUGUUAAAGUGUUCAAAAAGUUAAUUUUUACUUUGUACAUUUCUUUUUCAUUGCUUUUGCUGGUUGUUAUUUUUAAAACCCUCUUAGGAUUGAAUUCAAUAUACAGAGGGAUCUUGUAGCACCUUUGAAACUAACUGAAAGAAAGAAGCUUUUGGAUUGAUAAAAGAGUUGCAUAAAACUUGAAAUAUUCCUGUCAAAAUGGCCCUAAAAUUACUUUUGAAAGCAUUUAGGGAACAUUACCAAGAAAGCUCCUUGUGCAUGUCCUCUGUUGCACUUCCAUUAACAAAAAGUAACUUCUUGCAAGUUGCUAUGUUGCUUGUAGUGCAUUACUUCCAACCUCUGGCCAGAUCAUUUUGCUGAUCGAACUAAUUUUAAUUGUGGAAUUUAGGUAUUAAUCCUUCUUCCACCUGUAGCUUCUCAUGUACCGCAAAACCUGCCCUGGAGGUCUUAAAAACCGAUUGAAACCAAUUUUGGGGUGUUGCAUUCAGCUUCAGGAUGAGAGUGGAAAAAAGUUCUGUCACAGUACUGUUUGGGUGCUAGUAUGAUACUGCUUUAGGCCAUUUUGUUCUUGGCUUUAGCAUCAGACCUGGCAGGCUUGGAGAUUUGGUAGGUUUGUUGUUGUUAUUGUUGUUGAAAGCAGUAUCCCUGUCUCUUCAGGAAGCCAUUCUUCACUAAAAUGUUUCACAAGCUACCAUCUGCUGGUAGAUGUUAGUCUGGCAUUUUAUAUCAAGGGUGCUCUGAACAUAAUUUUAUUUUUUAAAAGAAAAAAAAAUACAUGGUUGUGAACUUUAUGUAUACUGGCAAGCUUUUUAAAAUGUAUUUAAUUUUGUAAUGUUUUAUCAAUGAUUUUAUUUACCAGAUAUUUACUCAAAUAAAUGCAACAAAUUGGGGCUUUUGUUUUAUAUGUGGUGUUAACAAUUAGCAGAGAGCCAGAAGCUAAAGGUGACUUAUCUAUGACCAUUCAUUUUCUUGGUACAAGCAGCCAACAAACUGUUACAGGUUUUUGUUUUCUAGCAGCUUCUUUAAAGCAUAUAAACAAAGGAUAUUCUGCAAACAUAUUUCAAGGGGAAUGAUUCUGCCAUGUAAAUCAGGGGAAAUUGUGGCCCACAGGAUGCAUUAGGACUUGGGAUACCUCACUUUUUUUGAUCCCUGGAGCCAUCCACAAGUCUUGCACACACCCCCACCCCCACCGAUCCCAUGAAAACACACAAAAAUAGCCCCACAAUUAUCCACCCAUGAUAUAAAUACUUCCAAAAAACCUCUGUAGCAGGGGUCGGGCUUAGAACAUUUCUCUUUUGUUUUGACACUUUUUGACUGUACGCCACAGCAUGUUUGGGACAAAAGUCUCAAUGGGAUACAUUUUAUUGCUUUUAAAUGGUGGCGCUUUUUCCAGACUUAAUUUUCAAGGCAGAAAAAGACAGCUGUGUGAAUUUCAACAUAUCAUGUACAGAAAUAUAUUUAUCCCAGGGUAGCUGUGUUGUCCAUACAGCAAAUUAUAAUAACAUCCAAAAUCCACCAAAGAGUGAAGCUUUCAUUGAGACAACCAAAAUGCACAAAAUACAUGAUGCAGUCAUUCGAAGCUCCCUUGGCAUCUUCAUCAGCCAAAGGUGUUAAAAAUUAUACAAGGGAAAGAAAGAAAAAUUAUGAUGUUAGAGUCAUAGGGCUCCAUC